Messenger RNA from Gymnodraco acuticeps, 409 nucleotides. Its product is annotated as mitochondrial peptide methionine sulfoxide reductase-like. Gene Ontology annotation, molecular function: peptide-methionine (S)-S-oxide reductase activity. NCBI's taxonomy places the organism in Eukaryota, Metazoa, Chordata, Actinopteri, Perciformes, Bathydraconidae. Gene Ontology annotation, biological process: cellular response to oxidative stress. The transcript is spliced from 3 exons. The annotation marks the transcript as partial. Gene Ontology annotation, cellular component: cytoplasm. The record is from RefSeq and is a predicted model, not a curated record.
GCCUGUUUUGAUCGCUGUUAUGUAGUUGAGCUAACUGAGCUAGCCUCAUUGCUGCAGGAGUGUAUCUGAGCUGCUGCUGGUUCAAUGGUCUUGUCCUCCAGGCUAAGGCUCAUUUUGCGUCAUUUUGUGAACAGUGGUAUGGGAGAGAUGUCCUCCAAAGCCCAGAUGCCGACCCCAGAAUCAGCCCUGUCCGGCCGUACUGCAGGCAUAAAAGUCUCAGCCAAACACGAUGUGAACGGCAACCAGACUGUUCCACCUUUUCCAGAAGGGACAGAGAUGGCCACGUUUGGGAUGGGCUGUUUCUGGGGAGUGGAGAGGAAGUUCUGGAAACAGAAGGGGGUUUAUUCCACCCAGGUGGGCUACGCAGGAGGGUACACAGCUAACCCCUCCUACAACGAGGUCUGCACAG